AUGACAAAUUCAAGUCAAGUAAAUGUUGGAACAGUAAGUGCUGCAACAACAUUGGUUGCACACAAUCGUUCAAAUGUUGCCCUUGCCCCGGCUAAGAAACCUGCAAAGUUUUCUGGAGUCGACUUCAAGAGAUGGCAGCAGAAGAUGUUCUUCUAUCUGACUACGUUGAGUCUGCAGAGUGGCCUGCAAGAAGAUCUAUACAAUGUAUACAAUAAUGUCAAGACCUCAAAAGAACUCUGGGAUGCUUUAGAAAAGAAGUACAAAACAGAGGAUGUUGGAAUGAAGAAGUUCAUUGUGGCAAAGUUUUUGGACUAUAAGAUGAUAGACAGUAAGACUGUCGUCACCCAAGUUCAAGAAGUGCAGGUCAUAAUCCAUGAUCUCCUUGCUGAAGGAUUGAUUGUCAAUGAUGUUUUUCAAAUGGCGGCCAUUAUUGAGAAGUUACCUCCGUUGUGGAAGGACUUCAAAAACUACUUAAAACAUAAAUGCAAGGAGAUGACUGUUGAAGAUCUCAUGGUAAGGCAGAGAAUCGAAAAGGAUAACAAGGCUGCAGAAAAAAGGUCGCGUGGGCUACUGAAUGUCGGGGUCCCAAAAAGGACAAGAAGAAGGAUCAAGCAAAUGCUUUCAGAAUGCAACUUGGUUGGAAAUCCAAGAGAAUGGUGGAUAGAUUAUGGUACCUCAUGUCAUGUUUGUGCCAACAAAGAAUUAUUUGCAUCAUAUACUCCAACACCAGCAGACGAGAAGUUAUUUAUGGCGAACUCCGCUACUGCAAAGGUUGAAGUAACUGGCAAGGUCCACUUGAAAAUGUUAUCGGGCAAGGUGGUGACUUUGAACAGGGUCUUCUUUAGCCGUAAUAUUGUAGAGGCAAACCUAGGAUUUGAAGACGACAGGUGCUUCAUCAACGGCUAA
This is a messenger RNA of Solanum stenotomum, 906 nucleotides long. RefSeq lists its product as uncharacterized. Bases 1 to 906 code for a protein of 301 amino acids. The transcript has 5 exons. Lineage: Eukaryota; Viridiplantae; Streptophyta; Magnoliopsida; Solanales; Solanaceae. The record is from RefSeq and is a predicted model, not a curated record.